Cryptomeria japonica (Japanese cedar) is the source of this 937-nucleotide messenger RNA. Its product is annotated as high-affinity nitrate transporter 3.2. Gene Ontology annotation, biological process: response to nitrate; nitrate transmembrane transport. Gene Ontology annotation, molecular function: nitrate transmembrane transporter activity. The transcript is spliced from 2 exons. Gene Ontology annotation, cellular component: plasma membrane. NCBI's taxonomy places the organism in Eukaryota, Viridiplantae, Streptophyta, Pinopsida, Cupressales, Cupressaceae. The coding region runs from base 111 to 746 and encodes 211 amino acids. The record is from RefSeq and is a predicted model, not a curated record.
AGUCAAUUUUCUCAUUCCCAUCAUUUGAAUCAGUUCCUCCAAUACAGGAAUCUCUCUCUCUGUGUUUUCUGCAAAAGUUUUUUUUCUUCUUCUGGUUUUUCAUUCAAAUCAUGGCGGCUGUAAUGAGGGCCUCUGUAUUUGUGUCAUGGGUGCUGUUCAGUUCUUAUUUCAUUGCUUCAGCCAUGGCAGGAGUUAGUUUCUCUACCCUGCCCAGAACCCUGGUGCUCACAUCAGCCAUCAGUAGCCAGGAUUCAUCAGCUUCCAACGUUGCUAGGGCAGGGGAAGAUGACCUGGUGGUCACAUGGAGGCUGAACGAGUCCUUGGCAGGAGGGGAGGUGGAUUCAAAGUACAAGAGUGUGAUAGUGAAGCUGUGCUUUGCCCCUGUGAGUCAAGUUGAGAGAGGGUGGAGGAAAACAAACGAUGACCUUAAGAAGGACAAGACCUGCCAAUUCAAGAUCACAGAGCAGCCCUACUCUUCUACUUCUAACAACACGGUCACAUGGACAGUAGAGAAAGAUGUGCCGGGGGCUGUUUACUUUGUGAGGGCUUAUGCACUGGAUGUGUCUGGAUCUCAGCUGGCUUAUGGUCAAACCACCAAUAAAAACAAGACCACCAAUUUGUUUGUGGUGGAGCCAAUCUCCGGGAGACAUGUGUCCCUGGACAUUGCCGCCGGCUUGUUCUCUGCCUUCUCUGUUGUCUCACUCUUUGGUUUCUUUGCUGUGGAAAAACUGAGAGCCAAGAAAUGAUGGAGAUAUGCCGUAAUAAGGCUUCUUCGUUUGUAUUUGCAGUAGUAUAAGUCUUUUUAAGUUUGUUUGUUGAAGGCUAUAAAAUACAAUAUGGUUGGAUAGAAAUGUAUUCUAUAGGUUUGUUUUAUGAUCUAUGUAUGUAAUCUGAUUUGUUUUAUUCAAUUAAAGUUAAAGUUUUAUUAUAAGAAAAA